AUGGCCUCUCGGCGGAUCACACGGGAGACGUUUGAUGCUGUAGUGCAGGACAAAGUUAAAAGGUAUCGCAUGGACCGGAGUGAUGCUGUAGACGACACGAUCCAUCAUUUUAAAGGUCAUGCAAGGCCCGUCCCAAGACCAAGGUACGAGGACAGUUUUCAUGAUGAUGGAAGAUACACUCAUGAAAACGCCCAGCACCAUCCACAUGAAGACUGGAAGGAAGACCCUAGAGAUGACUAUCCAGGACCUUCUUACAGAUCUGCUAGUCCUCUUAUAAGGAAAGAUAACUAUUACCAUGAACAAUAUGGCCACUCAGCAUCCCAUGACCGGGAAUUUGGCCACCCGGUGUCUCGUGACCGGAAGUACGGGCGUCCAGCCUCGCACGAUCGGGAGUAUGGGCACCCAGCUUUGCAUGACGGAGAGUACGGGCACCCAGCAUCUCGCGAUCGGGAGUACGGGCACCCGGCUUCGCACAACCGGGAGUACGGAUGUCCAACUUCCCACGACCGGGAGUAUGGGGGCCUGGCUUCUCAUGAUCAGGACUAUGGCCCUCCUGACUCUUGGGAAUCCACUGGACAACAUGAAACUGAUUUUAGUUCUUCAGAUAUUUUAGGUGAUUUUAGAUCGCCAGGACUCAUGGAGGAGGACUACGGCAACAUGGAAAAUCAGGAGUACGAUGUGGAUUUUGGAAUUCAGUCUGACAGCGAGUUCCGACCCCCGAUAUGGAGGGGCAGCAUUGGCAGGGGAAGAGUUCUGCGAGGAAAGCGUAUUACGAGGGGCGCUGUUAAAGCAAAAGUAUUCAAAGCAGAUAUCAAAACUCCUCUGAAGAAAUGGAACACUAAAAAACUGCAACCAAGCCCCGAUCAGAAGCCAGCUGUGCAACCGGAUCAGAUGCCAGAAGCUGCUGAACGACCUAACCAGAGGCCGGUGACCGUCCCACGCCCUAACCAGAAGUUGCCUCUGCGACCUAAUCCGAGGCCAGCUAUAACAACCCCGAGGCCUAUUCUCAGGCUUCCGAAGCCUGCCCAUGUUUUCAGAAAUCUCAGUUUUGACCUUGUGGACAAAUCUGAUAUUUUUUCAACAUUUGGAAUAGAAAUUAUUAAAUGGGCUGGGUUUCAUGCGAUAAAAAAUGAUGCAGAAUUUUCCCGACUCUUUGGAGCUCUCUUUGAGCUAGAGACAGAAACCUGUGCAAAAAUGCUUGCCUCAUUCAAAUGCUCCUUAAAGCCAGAACACAGAGAUUAUUGUUUUUUUACUAUCAAGAGUUUACAACAUGCCGCUCUGAAAACUCCGAAAGUGGACAAUGAGUUUUUAAAUAUGCUAUUGGACAAGGGUGCUGUGAAAACAAAGAACUGCUUCUUUGAAAUAAUAAAACCUUUUGAUAAAUACAUAAUGAGGCUACAAGAUCGCCUCCUAAAAGGUGUUACACCGCUGCUUAUGGCCUGCAAUGCUUAUGAAUUGAGCAUUAAGACAAGCGGUUUUGGGAAUCCAAGAGAAAUGGCAAGUGCUUUCGAGACCACUGUUUCUCUUUGUCGUAAGUCUUUAGCACUUCUGGGUCAGACCUUUGCGCUAGCAUCUGUUUUUAGGCAAGAGAAAAUACUUGAAGCUGUAGGGCUGCAGGAAAUGGCUCCAGCACCAACACUAUUCCCAAACUUCGAUGAUUCAACGUUGUUUGGAAGAGAGUACAUUGAAAACUUGAAGGCUUGGUUGGAGAAAAGUGGAUAUCCCAUUCAGAUGAAAAAACCUGAACCAGAGUCCACAGUACAGCUUAAAAAACCCUCUCCUGACACAAAAGUUAAAA
Messenger RNA from Mesitornis unicolor (brown roatelo), 1798 nucleotides. RefSeq names its product SURP and G-patch domain-containing protein 2-like. Lineage: Eukaryota; Metazoa; Chordata; Aves; Mesitornithiformes; Mesitornithidae. The transcript has 2 exons. Gene Ontology annotation, cellular component: nucleoplasm. Gene Ontology annotation, molecular function: RNA binding. The record is from RefSeq and is a predicted model, not a curated record. The annotation marks the transcript as partial.